CUAGUCAACCAACCCCGGCCACUUCCAUUCUCCGUUUUACAGACCAGAUAGUUAUUCUUCUCUUCGUUUCCCAGACAGAGAACGGAUAGAGGAGGAUUCCAGAGGGACGGAGAGCGCGCAGAUUCCUGGAGACGAGGCUAUUCUCCUGAAACACCACAAAGCUUAAUCAAAGAACGCUCAGAUUCGGAAGCAGCAUCAAAGCACAUCGAAAAAGAUCUACUAGGGAGGAAAAAAUACAUCUAGAGAAGAAAUAUAGGAAAAUAUGCUCCAGAUUAAACUCAGAAAGCCAUCCAAUGAGAUUGGGGGUGCUGUGAAGCCCUUACCUUCUGAUAGUGUUACUGUUGCAUGCCCUGAUCACCUAGUCUUAGCGGAUCUUCCAGUUGCAAAGAGCCUUGGUUUGACCAGUGGCACAACCAGCUUAAAAGUUGUUGGUCGCAAAUCCCGUCGUCAGCUUGGAGAGCGAGUGCAUUUCUGUGUUCGUUGUGAUUUUCCCAUCGCUAUCUAUGGGCGUCUGAGCCCAUGUGAUCAUGCAUUCUGUCUAGAUUGUGCACGGAGUGACUCCCUCUGCUACCUCUGCGACGAACGUAUUCAGAAGAUUCAAACGAUUAAAUUGAUGGAGGGGAUUUUCAUCUGUGCAGCUCCGCACUGUAUUAAGUCAUUCCUGAAGAAGAAUGAAUUUGAGGCUCAUAUUCAUGCCAAUCAUGCUGACCUUCUUCACCUGGGUGCAGCAAAAAAUCUAAAUGUGUUGGAUGCUGCCAAUACUAGAAAAACUGCAGCCUCAGAAUCCACUGUUCAAGCACCUUUUAGGUCCACCUUCUCUCCCAGUACAGGGUCCCAGGCUUAUGAUCGUGAAGAUAAAACUCAACAUAUGUCAACAAAGCUCACAUCACCACCCAUCGGGAAUAUUCAGAAACAUCAAACAGAGCAGAGUGCUGAUAAUAAUCCUCCACCUGGUUUUGAGAGGUCUGGUCCUCAGAAUCAAUUUUCUCAGCAGACUCUUGAGUCACAGGGUGGGUUGAGACAAGAACCGGGUCAGUUUCAAGAGAAGCAAGAAGGCGCUGUUGGGGGCUCUUCUUUUCCUGAAUACUCUGUUAAUGUUCCUCAACGUCAUAGUUUUAUGCCUCCCGCUCAAUUUGGUUAUCCUCAUUUUUUACCCGAACCAUUUUAUGGAUCUCCAUAUGAUAUGAGAAGGCCAGACUCGGUGGCAGAUGCUGGUUCUGAGCAAGGAGCAUUACUGAGUUUUCCAUUAGGACAUGCAGGGGCUGUGAAUUUUGCUGGAGUUUACCCUCGAUCAUGGAAUAUGAUGCAGGCUGUUGGGCCGUUUGAUGUUCCUGCAGUUCAUGGAUUCUUGGAUGGUUUCAUGAAUGUGCAUGAUUCUACUCCUCAGCAACGACGAAGUGCAUUCUUUCAAGGAAGUUCUGCAGCUUUGCCCUUAAAUAUGCCACAUGCCUCCUCUUCAGCUAACACAGGAUUAGAAACUGGACAAGGUGAUUAUUCCAUGGAUUCCAGGCAUAGGAAGACUAAUUUGUCUCAACCUACACUUCUCCCACCACCACCUCCUCCUCUGCCUCCCCAUAUGCACCAGCUUCAAAGAGAUGCAACGGACAGAAGGCUCUAGGAGAGGGGAACGAAGCAGACAGAGGAUGGAAGCCUGUCCUCUUUGUUGAGUACGAAGCGGAAGCAAAGCUCUCCUUGUGAGGCGCGACCAACACUGAGCCAAGGAGAGGACUGAACCGUGAGAUCAGAAGCUGUACAAAGAAGUGUGUCUCAGAUUAUUCAACACAAAGAUAAUGAGUAGAGGCGCUAAACAAAAAGAUCUACAGGGGUAUUGCUCUCAUUCUCUAGGUUUACGAACUAGGAUUGUAGCUUACAACUCUGAUUUUGUAAUUUUGUUUGUUGAAUAUCUGAAUUUGGUGUGUUUUGCUCAAGAAAUGGCUUUGUGUUGCGCUUAAGCCUCCGUUGUUUUCUUUGUUGAAUCUCUGACUUUGUAGUGUGUGUUUGUUGAAUCUGAAAUUUGGUACGUU
Molecule: messenger RNA, 2024 nt
Organism: Cuscuta campestris
Lineage: Eukaryota; Viridiplantae; Streptophyta; Magnoliopsida; Solanales; Convolvulaceae
Source: the annotation of a GenBank genome assembly